Molecule: messenger RNA, 675 nt
Organism: Saccostrea cuccullata (small rock oyster)
Lineage: Eukaryota; Metazoa; Mollusca; Bivalvia; Ostreida; Ostreidae
Exons: 2
Coding region: 94-675 (193 amino acids)
Source: RefSeq, a predicted model, not a curated record
GAUCAACAAACCUUCCUCAAAACAAACCAUCAAAAUGAUACAUUCUUGUCAGGACUGAUUGGCAAAGCCAAAGGCCAAGUCCACAGAUUGGCAAUGAUAAUUGAGGCAAUAUCCAAAGCGCAAGUUGUUCUUCAUGAAAUUGAUGAGGCAAACUCGGACAGGAUCAACGAGGACUUCAUAAGAAAACUGGAUGAGUAUCUGCGACAGAAGACCCUGGACAAGAUUAUCUCUGAGUCAUCCACCAAACAGAGCAUUGUUUUAAAUGACUAUUUCCUGCACCAGAAGAAAAUUCUUGCUGGAUAUAGUAAAGAAAACGACAGCAAACCUGACUUGCUGAACGCAGCCCUGGUGAAGAAAAUCCUUCUCUGGCCCGGUAAAGCUGUUAGAUGCCAAGACGUUGCACGAUGCUCUAGGUCUAGCGCCGAUACCAUUAAACAACACAUGAAGGAGCUAGCAGACACGGGUUUUGGCGGUGUAAACAACGAACGGCCAGUUGGAGGUGGGAGAGUCACAGUUGUCUUCCACAAAACAAACGUCACAGAUUUUGAUUUGGAAAAAGCAAUGGAGUUCGGAGAGAAAUUGCUAAGAUUCAGUAUUAAAUUCGAAGAAUACCAAUCGCAAUUUGAGAACACUGAAAAUUAUUUGUGUCAAUCCAAAAAACAAAAAAUCAUGUAA